Messenger RNA from Nerophis ophidion (straightnose pipefish), 2199 nucleotides. RefSeq lists its product as uncharacterized. The transcript has 4 exons. The record is from RefSeq and is a predicted model, not a curated record. The coding region runs from base 112 to 1362 and encodes 416 amino acids. Lineage: Eukaryota; Metazoa; Chordata; Actinopteri; Syngnathiformes; Syngnathidae.
CCCUGCUCCCUCCCCUAAAAGACUCCAAGAGGUGUUGCGUUCAAGACUCCACAUUGAAAUGGUUUUAACCAAGCGAGGACUUUUGCUUCAUUCUUCUAUUGAAACACAAACAUGAAUAUCGAUCAGAGGCGGAGAUCAGUUUACUCCCAGAAUGAUGAUCAGUCCCCAAUUGAACCUGACUUACUGAGGUGCAGCAACCUGAACAUGCCCCUGCUGGCAUCAGAGUUCUUCAAAAGCGAAUUACAGCUGCACCUGGAUGGCAUAACUACCGAGACGUGGGACUUAAUCGAGUACGGCCACUUUGACUGCAAUGCGUUCAUGGUGCUGCUGAAAAUGUGGCAAAGUAUCCUGUACAAAAUCUCCCAAGAAGUGCUGGUCGUUGUGGUUCCUCAGGUGGAAGAACACGCACACGUCACCGAGAAAGGUUGUGACACUCUGCAACGGGCGCUCAACUUCUCGUGUGUGACGGAGGAUGACAUCCACGCGUGCAUUUGGGACUCGCUUCUUCUGGCCCUCAAAGACACAAUAAACGCCGGAAACGUAAAGACGCCGUGCGGCGACCAACUGCUGGAGAUGGUCGCAGCCAAAGUGUCGAAGACGGUGAACAAGGCGCUGUCCGACAUCUCCUUGAAGCCCAACUCUUUCACGUACCCGGACGUGCCUCACCAAGUGUCGGAGAUCGGAGAUAUAGCGCUGCAGACAAUCUCAGUGUUGAGGAACUGCUUGGAGAACAUGAGGACGGCCGGCGGCGCCGCAGGGGAGGACGUGCGCGCCGACAGCGACUCGUCGGAGGAGAAAAUCAACGGCUUGGUGGCGCCUCUGCCCACGCCGGUGCUCAACACCCGGGCGGAAAAGAAACUCCGCGCCCGCACUCCCGCCGACGGCUGCGCCAAAACGGAAAAGGGUUAUUGUCGCCACACGUCCGUGGGAACAUGGACGAAGAAAGAAAACACCUUUUUCACCGUGUUGUUGUGGAAGCUGACGGACCAUAUCGCCCACUCCAACUCCAAGUCGGUGCUGGAGAUGGACAUCGACUGGAUGCUGGCGCAUCUCAUGAGCGCGGUGGUAGAGACGCGCCCCAACCUCCUGAUGAAUGUCGGCGACUUCCACGUCCACAUCUACAAGGACCUCUGUGAGGAAUUUGGAUCUAAGGAGCGCCUGUAUUUCUCCAUGGCCCGCUGUCAGGCCGCCUUUGUGGAAGCUCUCGCUCGGGCACUCAGGCAUCAUCUCCAGGCGCCCAAAAAGACAGACUUUUUCACCAAGGUCAGGGCCUUUUUCAAGAAGAAGACUGCAAAAGUGUCUCUGGCCUAUGAGCAAAGACAGAUGUGGCUGCAGGCCUCCACGGGCACCAAGAAGCUCUGACUCUGAAGAAGCCGUUCUGACUUCCUAUGAGGAAACCAUAACGACAGAUGUUUUUCAGUGCAGCCUGACGAGACGUCGCUUUAUUGGUUCGGCAGCUGAGAUUCCUCACAAUCAGUGUUGCCCGAGUGCAGGUUGGUAAAUGAUGCAACCUGCUACCUCUGGCCAUGGAGCGCUCAAAGGCUCCCUGCCCAAGUAUGGGUGUGUGGAUGCUCCCUGACCCAGUACGGGUGUGUGGAUAUUCCCUACCCCAGUACGGGUGUGCGGAUGCCACCUGCCCCAGUACGGGUGUGCGGAUGCAGGGCAUUGCCGCGGGUUCACAGCCAAGCACAAGAGUUGCGCUGUCACAGCUCAGUCCAGUCCAUUUGUUUACUACCUUGUUGGAGCGUGGUACUCUCACUUUAUAUACAGAAACACACAAACACACACACACGGCGGCCAAGCCUUUUCACAAACGCCGCGGCUAAAUCCGUCUCAUUCCACCUCGUCGUCCAGUACCCGUGAGCGUCCUUGUAACCGCGUGACGACGGCACUGUGAGUCGGUGCGUUGGUGAAAACGGUCCCCACAAACCAGGGCGUUCCUCUCAGAAUGUGGCGGAUGACCGUGCAGGGGCCCGACGUCUCGAUGCAGAAUCCGGAAUGCAGGGGUUCCUCUUCCUCCUUCCCCGUGUGUGCUGUGCUCGGACUAACCGGAGAUGCAAAGAACUGUUGGGAAACGAGAAAGAUAGCAAAUUACGAUGGAGGCUGAAAUAAACUUGACUGAUGAACACAAUAUGUUUGUUUCUCUCAUAACUAGGGAUGGCCACCGAAUUCUGUACUUUUACAGGCACCGACCGAAUU